AUGAAACACUCUCGGUUAUCACGACCAAAUGAUCUGGACUUGAAAUGUUACGUCGGGCUGCUUUCAGGGCCCUACUCCCUGUCAUGGCCCGGCGCCCUCAGGGACACUCGCCGUCAGGGGGACGCCAAGGGCCAGAAUCACUUAGCCGGUAGCUCCCCGCAGAGGCGUGGCCGCGGGGGGCCGUGGUCCGUGCAAUGCGGGCCGCGGGGGUCCAGGGAGACCAGCCCAGACUUGCCUCGAUUAUUCUUCAACCUGCAUCCUCGCUUUGCCCCAGUCACCACCACCGCCUCUCCCAACACUCACACCGUCACGCCCUCCAUUAGACCAAGCAUCUCCAGGGCCGCAUGUCAGGGGGAGCGGGCGAGAAUACCUAAGCAGGGGCAGGCUGGCCACACGCGAGGGCCCUCUCUUGUGUCCACGCGGCUCCAAGGCUCAACCUCUCCCCACCUCCGCCUUGAACACCCCAUCAACCGGCUGCCCAUCAUGGCCAAGCAGGUGCUGGAUCUGUACGAGCUGUACAAGCUGGUGGUGGAGCGCGGCGGCCUGGUGGACGUCAUCAACAAGAAACUGUGGCAGGAGAUCAUCAAGGGCCUCAAGCUGCCCUCCUCCAUCACCAGCGCCGCUUUCACCCUCAGGACGCAGUACAUGAAAUACUUGUAUCCUCUGGAGUGUGAGAAGAUGAAGCUAUCCAACCCUACGGAGCUACAGAACGCGAUUGACGGGAACCGAAGAGAGGGGCGCCGCUCCUCCUAUGGGAACUACGGGGACACUUGCCAGCCACCCAUGCUUCCCCUACAGAACCUCCAGUCCCUACAGAACCUCCAGAACCUACAGAACCCCCUCAGUCUGGUCCCGCGGCCGCAGCUCAACGGGAAUGGCACCGCCCACCCUCUCGCGCCACAGGAAUAUUUGUUGGGUCGGGGCGGCUCUCCCCCGGGGUCGCAGGAGGCGUUGCUGGAGGCCACGAGACUCACCAUGUGGAAGCUGUACAAUCAGGGCUUGGGCGUCGGCGGCGGCUUCCAGCACGAGGAUGAUGGCCCCAAGCUGCCGCCCCCGCACCACCCGCUGGCUGGUGUGCCCUUCCCGCCCCAGAAGGAGGCGCUCAACCUGGAGGUAAAGGACGAGCCAUUCUUCUUUCAGCGGCCGGGGCGCCUCAAGGACUCCAUGGACCACCGCAACGACCUGCGCAACGACUUACGGAAUGACGUACGUAAUGACCUGCGCAAUGACCUCCGUAACGACUUCAGAAACGACCUGCGUAACGAUAUGCGGAGUCGCCUGGAGGACAGCACGAUACCGCCGGCAGCCAAGCGGCAAGCCCAGCAGGAGGACUCCCACGACCCCCGCCUGCCGCCGCCCACCACGCCCACCAACGCCCAGAGCGGCGCCAACAUUAAGAUCACCUCUCGGGGAGACGGCAGGAGUCAGGACCAGAGUUUAGUAGUCAGUAUGGAAAUCAACGGGACGCUUUACCAGGGUGUUCUGUUCGCCCAGGCUCCGCGAGCUCGCUUCAGCUAAGGCAGUGUCCCUGUCACCAGCCCACCACGCUGCACACUCUGGUCUGUAGCAGCAUGCAGGACGAGAGGAACAGCAGCGGACGUGACAAGAAGAGAGGCGUCUUCUUGUAUCCGCUCUGUGUCCAGCCUCGCCUCUCCUCAUCUGGCCGACCAAUGGGACAGCUUGACCUUAAUGUUACUUUGUUGAAAGUCACUGUAGCGCUUUAUGGAUAUGAUGAACCUGAAUCAGGUUACUGUAUUUAUUUAUGUAAUUAUAUUGUGUGAUGAUAGUUGUACAGCAUUGUUCUUGUGAGAGCAGGUGACACGUUCUUGUCUCUUUCUUAUUCUGUCGGUUUUAAGGUUAAAUCAAAGAUAGCCAAGUGGUGAUCUCAUGAACGGAGCCCCAGAGCUGUGUGGAUGACGCAGACGUGACCACAGUUCUCGGCGCGCUGCAGGUGACGUGCCGCCGAGCACAAGGCUGCUAUACCCACCCAGCGCACUGUUCCUGCUUCACGGCGCGUGCUGAGCGAACAGGAAUAUAUGUGCGUUUUAGUCAGUCACGAGCGACGCCUCCUUCCGCGGUGGAAGAGAACACUUCAAUGUCCAGCGGAGUGAGUUCGUCCGCUGCCGCGUCGCUCGCCCUCCACCGGUGACCACCACCACUGUGUCGCUGCCCUGGUCACCCACCUCCCCUGCUAGGACUUCCACCCACUGCCAUACAUGGAUGAUCGUUCGCCAUUGCCACGAUGACCAUCCACAGUAAGGCCCUUCCUGCUUCGUGUGGAUGCCGCCGCCGACCCGCGCCCACCACAGUCCCUUCGCCGCCUGGGCCGCCUCCACUCAAGGUUACCCAUUCGUCAUCACGGCCACUCAUCAUCCGGAGUGAAUGUGGUGCCUCACUCACCAUGAAUACUGAUUGUUAUUGUGGCAGGGAGCUUGACUAGAGAGGCUGGACAGAGGAGCCGCGUGUCUGUCAGGAAGUGCGGCUGAACUUAUCCUUUGCCCUCGAGUGUUGACCAAACUGUGCUCGGUUCCGUCUGGUGAGGCUGCCGAGUGUCGCGGUGGUGUGCAGGGUUGUCUACUGACGUGUACUGAGUUCAAGACGUUGUUUCCUCAUUGAGAAAAACGUAAUCAAUCACUUAUUCCGGUUGAGAGCUGUUGGAACUGUGCAAUAAAUCACUUUUCGUGUUGAUUAUAACGAAUGUCAAAAUUACACCGCUGUCGAACGCUCCGAGUACCUGAAUUGCAUAACGAAAAAAUUCCAGGCCACGAUUUUGGCUGAGAAAUGUUUACCCUGACUUUGUGCGCCGCCAGAAUCGUCCGGAGGCUGUUUUUGUCCCUUUGACAACUACUUUAUACUUUGUUUGUGCUAGAAUGGACUGUGUAUGUUAGUUAGUGGUUAGGUAAGAAGCAGUGUGUGUCGGGCGGGCGGGCGGUGACUUGUGCGGGAGCGAGGGACCAGUGGGCGAGGCUGGCACGAGCGCAGCAGUUUACUCAGGGAUCUUCCUCCGUGCUCACGCCCCGCGGCUCCCCACCACCUGGCCGUAACUUAGGCGUCACGUGAUGUCCUCGCCAUUGCCAUUUCAAUAGCUAUUAAGGAAACCAGUCACGUUAUGCUGGAUGUCGGCCUGACGAGCUGCCGCAGGUGACUGACCCUCCCAGGCCAGUGUUGCAAGGGGUGCUGCCGCUUGCAUCUCAGGGAGACAGGCUGGAGCUCCCGUCCUGACUGCCAGGGAGUGCGUCGUACCAGUGUUUUCAGGCGAUGCUGAUGUCCCGUCACCAGGGGAGUGAUGUCCUGGCGGGCGUCUUCACGGCAGGCCGGCGACGCCGCGCUGUGCCGGGGGGCGCGGGGCCGAGCCUGCUCCUCCCCAUCCCCCUUCGUGAAAUCUCACUGUCCUACUGUCAGCGCGUUGCUACUGUAUUAUUAUCUUAUUGAUACUUUUAAGGUUUUAAUUACUUUUAAGGUUGUUGUAAAUGAGUUGUCGUGUACAGCGACAAUCCCCGGGCCCUGUGAGGGGCGGCGGCCAGCCCACCUCCCGUCGAGACCACCCUCUCGCGUUAGCAGCGGCAGUUACUUAAAGUGAAAAUGUAAUAAAAUGUUAGUAGUAAA
Scylla paramamosain (green mud crab) is the source of this 3606-nucleotide messenger RNA. RefSeq names its product AT-rich interactive domain-containing protein 3B-like. NCBI's taxonomy places the organism in Eukaryota, Metazoa, Arthropoda, Malacostraca, Decapoda, Portunidae. Gene Ontology annotation, biological process: regulation of transcription by RNA polymerase II. Gene Ontology annotation, molecular function: DNA binding. The record is from RefSeq and is a predicted model, not a curated record. Gene Ontology annotation, cellular component: nucleus.